Messenger RNA from Schizophyllum commune H4-8, 363 nucleotides. RefSeq lists its product as uncharacterized. The record is from RefSeq and is a predicted model, not a curated record. The coding region runs from base 16 to 183 and encodes 55 amino acids. Lineage: Eukaryota; Fungi; Basidiomycota; Agaricomycetes; Agaricales; Schizophyllaceae. The transcript has a single exon.
CUUGCAUCGUCAGCCAUGUUCGUCGCCUUCUCUGGGCUUCUCAUUCCUGCGUCACUCGACACCUCUCGAUCCAUGGCAACUGUAGCGGAAGAUGUUGUCCAGGCUGCUUCGCCCUCUGCGGCUGGGGCAGAUCGUCCGCGCUCGCAUCGACACAGAUCUUGUCGACGGUCGUUGUUUCUGUGAUUUAUCGUGACAUGCGCCACCGACGCUCCCUCUUUGCCGGGUGUUUGCGCCUAUAUUACAAUCUUCAGAUCUCUCAAUCUAAGAACCAAAGAUCAUUGGAAAGAGCAUCUCUAGAACUAGCUCGCUGCGCUUUCUCAUUACACAGAAAAAUAUAUCUCAGACGGGUAUGACCGACCACGG